Messenger RNA from Paramecium tetraurelia, 1230 nucleotides. RefSeq lists its product as uncharacterized. NCBI's taxonomy places the organism in Eukaryota, Ciliophora, Oligohymenophorea, Peniculida, Parameciidae. Gene Ontology annotation, cellular component: nucleus; transcription regulator complex. Gene Ontology annotation, molecular function: RNA polymerase II transcription regulatory region sequence-specific DNA binding; DNA-binding transcription factor activity, RNA polymerase II-specific. The record is from RefSeq and is a predicted model, not a curated record. Gene Ontology annotation, biological process: regulation of transcription by RNA polymerase II; regulation of cell cycle. The transcript has 6 exons.
AUGAAAAGGGCUGCGUUUCACAUUAGAAAAACUAAUAACCACACAGAGUACUAAUCCUAAAUAUAGGGGAUGAUAUUUUUUAUAGAAAAAUAAAAAAAUGAUAAAUCAAGAUUAUCAUCAAUGAUCUUCUAAUCAUGUUAAACACGAAUUAUUAUAUCAUAUUCGGUAAAAAUAAACAUCUGUCGAUGCUAUAUGAGUACCUUUGAUUUUUUAAAUUAUGUGUUAAUAUCUAGUAUGAGUUUUGAAUAAAUUUAAUGUUAUUAACAAAAUAUUGUUUAUAAGAGCGCCAUCGAUGCAAUAACAAGUUAUUAAUUCCUGAAUUUUCUAGACUCAGGAAAAAUGCAUUAGACAAUUGUUCAUUCCACACUGUGCAAUCAAUCUGUAUAAGAUGACGGCUCAAAAAAAACUUUGUUAAGACUCGCAGACCAAGAAGCACCUUCUUCAAUAGGAUUUCUGAUGAUAGAUGAUUAAAAUAAACAGGAUUCAUAUUCAUAGCAAUAGUUAGAUAAAUAAGAAAACGAUUUCUAAUAAUAGAGUAAUAAUAAAAAGAAAGAAAGAAAAAAACAUCAUAGCCUCAAAUAUCUCAGUUGGCAGGUUCACAAACUAGUUGGAUCACAAAGAGAAACUACAUAUAAACAGAUGGCAGAUUAGCUUGCCUCAGAAAUAAGUAAAUCAAGUUUAUCUUCAGAUAGUAAAAAUCUCAAACGUAGAGUUUAUGAUUCCAUUAAUGUAAUGGUUGCCCUAGGAGUACUAGAAAAGCAAAAAAAGAUCAUCAUCAAAGGAUAGAUGUUUCAAUAAAAUCACAUGACUAGUAAAUAUGUCAGAGAUACUAGAGAUAGAUAUGAAAUUUUAAGAUAACAAUAAUAUGAAGAAUUGAAGAGGAAGAAAAUACUAUUUUAAAAAUUGACCGAUUAGGCAAGAAGAAUAAAUGCAUUAAUAGAUCAAAAUAAGUAUCAUAAUACAGCAAUAUCCAUUAUUAGACCACUCUAAAAAGAUGAAUCGGACUUUUUACAAGGUCAAUAGCCUAAAAUAUAUUAAUUCCCAAUCAUGAUUUUUAAGUUACCAUAAAAUGCAAAACUUAAUAUCAUAACUAUUGAAGGGAAAACUAUAGUCUAAAUAUUAUCAGAUCACGAAAUUAAAAUUGUUGGUGAUUAUGAUAUUUUGCCUUUAAUCAAAAGGGUUGAAGAAGCAAAAGACAAAAAUCUUCCUGGACCUAUGUUGAAUUUAUGA